Manihot esculenta (cassava) is the source of this 6223-nucleotide messenger RNA. RefSeq names its product eukaryotic translation initiation factor 4G. Lineage: Eukaryota; Viridiplantae; Streptophyta; Magnoliopsida; Malpighiales; Euphorbiaceae. Bases 295 to 6003 code for a protein of 1902 amino acids. Gene Ontology annotation, cellular component: eukaryotic translation initiation factor 4F complex. The record is from RefSeq and is a predicted model, not a curated record. Gene Ontology annotation, molecular function: translation initiation factor activity; mRNA binding; protein binding. The transcript is spliced from 10 exons.
CGACUCAUUCGAUUCUGAUCUCCUAAAAAACCUACCUUUUGACCACCUUAGCUGGUUAGUUUGUUACUCUCUCUCUCUUUCUCUGUCUUUCUCUCUCUUACCAAAACUUACCCAUUCUGUUUGUUGCUUCUCUCUCUCUCUAUUUUUUCUUUUUUCUUUUUUUUUGCCCUUUUCUUCUUCUAUCUCUGCAUCGGUGGGUAUGGUCAUGACCGUCCAUUAAAACCCUAAUUUCCAUAUCUAUACACUCUUCACUCCACAGAAACAAAAGCUGAAAGGGAUUAAAAGUAGGUAUAUAUGUCCUUCAAUCAAUCAAGGGCCGAUAAGAGCGAGACGCAGUAUCGGAAACCAGGACGAUCCGGAGGUUCUAAUCAGCAGCGGACCUCCUUAGGUGCUUACGGUAAGGGCGGCGGCGGGCCUGCCCCUUCACCGUCUUCUUCUUCUGUUUCUUCCAAUCGGAGUUUCAAGAAGUCUAACAAUGUUCAAGGAGAACAAUCUAGGGUAAACUUACCAGCUGUGAGUUCUUCCGAUUCUGCUAAUGUUUCUGCGUCCCGCAACGUACAGAAUGGUGCCCAUGCACAAUCUUCAUUACAUGGAGCUUCCGAUGCACCUGUUUCAAGUGGUACUGCUAAGCCAAAUGAAACACCCAUCACUCAGAGGAGUAGCCGAGCUGUUCCUAAGGCUCCGACUUCUCAAUCCGCCACCUUGAUCUCUGAUACUGCGUCACCUAUGACGCCUGCUAAAGCCCCUGGAGAUGCAUCUAAGGCAUUCCCAUUUCAGUUUGGGUCCAUAAGUCCCGGUUUUAUGAAUGGGAUGCAGAUUCCUGCUCGAACGAGCUCAGCUCCUCCUAAUUUGGAUGAGCAGAAGCGUGACCAGGCGCUCCAUGAUACACUUAGAUCUGUGCCUCCAUUGCCAACUCCUGCUCCUAAGCAACAAGUACCAAGGAAGGAUAUAGGUGUUGUUGACCAUUCUAGUGCUGGGGAGGCUCAUCCAAUGGCCAAAGCCAAGAAGGAUGUCCAAGUCUCAACUACACUGCCUGUGAGCCAGACACAAAAACCAUCUGUUCAUCCACUACCUAUGUCUUCCAUGCAAAUGCCUUUUCACCAACAACCAGUCCCUGUGCAGUUUGGCAGCCCUAAUCCGCAGAUUCAGUCACAAGGUGUCACGCCAAGUUCACUUCAAAUGCCUAUGCCAAUGGCGGCAUUACCAAUGGGAAAUGCUCCUCAAGUGCAACAGCCAAUGUUUGUUCAAGGUCUUCAACCCCAUCCAAUGCAGCCUCAGGGAAUAAUGCAUCAGGGCCAGGGAUUGGGUUUUGCACCUCCCAUGGGUCCUCAGAUGCCUCCUCAGUUAGGAAACUUAGGAAUUGGGAUGUCAUCACAAUAUCCUCAACAACAGGGGGGGAAAUUUGGUGGUCCUCGUAAAACAACUGUCAAGAUUACUGAUCCAAAAACACAUGAAGAGCUGAGGCUUGAUAAGCGGACAGACACAUAUGCAGAUGGUGGAUCAUCAGCCCUUAGGCCUCAUCCUAAUAUGCCUCCUCAAACCCAGCCAAUUCCAUCAUUUGCGCCUGCUCAUCCAAUCAAUUACUAUUCCAAUUCUUAUAAUCCAAAUAAUCUAUUUUUUCAAACUUCAAGCUCUUUACCACUGACCAGUGGCCAGAUAGCUCCCAAUUCUCAGCCGCCUAGGUUUAACUACACUGUUAGCCAAGGUCCACAAAAUGUAUCAUAUGUGAAUCCACCUGUCCUUAAUUCUUUGCCUGUUAACAAGUCUGGGACUUCAAUGCACGGUGUGGUAGAAACAUCAAAUUUGGAUCAUACUCGUGAUGCACAUAGUUUUGUCUCAUCUGCUUCUUCAGGAACAGUACAGGUGAAGGUGAAACCAACAGCUACUUUUAUUGGGGAGAAAGCUGUGGACUCACUGUCAUGCAAGAGUUCAUCUGCAAUUGAAAAGGAUGGAUAUGGUAAACCUUCAAGGCCCUCUUUGGAAGCUAACUUAUCUGAUGUUCAAAAGGAUUCAGAGAAAGUUCCAGAAAUUUCUUUGCAGCAUUCAAAACCUGGUAGUGAACCUUCAGCAUCCAAGUUGUUGCCUGUGGAAUCUAGACAAGCUGUGGCAGGUGCUGGUGAUAAUAUGCCUUCCAAUUCGUCAUUACCUCCUGCAUCUGUUCAAUCUGAGGAAUUAAUGCUUGCUGGGGGAAACACUGAAGGCAAAAGAAACUCCACUCUGAGUAGGUCAAACUCCAUUAAGGAUCAUCAGGUGAAGCAAGGCAAAAAAGGGUAUAUCCAGACCCAGAAUCAGAUUGGCGGGCAAUCUAGCUCGAUUGCAAGCUUUCCUUCUCAUAAUAUAGAACAGGGAAUAUCUUCCAACAGUGGAGCUCUUUCUUCAUCAAUAGUUGGUGAAGGUUUGACAGAAUUACGCCAGGAAUCUGUUCCAGUGACCAGCGCUUCAACUUUUGAUGUUUCUGAAGACAAGUUUGAUGAAUAUGGAAAGGGCUUCAAUGGUAUUCCUUCUGAAGUCUCUGGUUCUCAAGGAAUUGUUGAUGUUGCAGAUGUUGCUCGUCCAGCUAAGGUAGAUGAUGCUUUCCUGCUGGAACGUCUUAAUAAUGGAACUCCAGGAUCUGAAAGGCAAGGAGAAAAGGGAUUGCCUAAAGGUCCUGAACAAGAUGGUAACCGCUUGGACAUCUCUUCAGAGUCUAUUUGUAAAAGAUCUAUAGACUUAAUUAGUCAAAGUAAAAGGGGAUCAGCUAUGACAGGUACAGCUUUUGGCAAUGAGAUUCAGAAUUUAGAGACCAUGCAGGAGCUAGAUGAAUCUGUGACUUGCCACGCAGAAAAUGACAGGUUGUCCAAUAACGUGGGUGCUUCUACAUCCAGGAAUUUGGAAUCCGCAGAUGUUGGAAAGUUCUCUGCUGAUGGCAACCUGACAUUGGAUGCAUCUUCAAGCAAGAGUGAUAAUCUGGGUGAUAAAGAAGUAGCUGUUGUGAAAUCUGGAGCACUGGAUCAUCAAUUUGUCCCAGUUACAACUCUGGAUCUUUCAGAGGCAACAUCAAAGAAUGAAGUUGUGGAAAAUAGUGGUAUUGGCUUGGUCUCCCUUGCAGUAUCCAGUUCCAAGGACAAAGCUGUUGACCUGACUAGAACAAAGGGUACCUCUGCCAAACUGAAGAAGAAAAGAAGAGAAAUUCUUCAAAAAGCUGAUGCUGCAGGGACAACUUCUGAUCUUUACAUGGCAUAUAAAGGUCCUGAAGAGAAGAAAGAAAGUGUUGCUUCUCCUGAAGUAGUGGAGAACAUCUCGACCAGUUCUAAUAUGACUCAGGCACUUGUACGUGCACCUGAGUUGGACUCCCUGACAAGUGAGACUAGUAUCCAAAAUAAAGCUGAGCUAGAUGACUGGGAAGAUGCUGCUGACAUCUCUACACCAAAUCUGGAAACUUCAGAUGAUGGGGAGCAGGCUUUUGGCGGAUUUAUGCAGCAUGGCAAAGUUGAGAAUGCUAAUACAGCCAAAAAAUAUUCCAGAGAUUUUCUUUUGAAAUUCUCUGAGCAUUUUACUGAUCUUCCAGAUAAUUUUGAAAUUACAUCUGAUAUUGCUGAGGUUUUUAGUCUUUCUCAUUUUGUUGAUCGGGAUUCAUAUCCUAGCCCUGGACGAGUUGUCGACAGGUCAAACAGUGGAUCUCGGAUGGACCGUCGUGGAAGUGGGCUGGCUGAUGAUGAUCGAUGGAGUAAACUACCUGGCCCUUUUGGCAUGGGGAGGGAUUUACGUGUGGAUAUUGGUUUUGGAGGUAGUGCAGGGUUUCGACCUGGCCAAGGAGGAAAUUAUGGUGUUUUAAGGAAUGUGCGUGCACAGACUCCUCAGUAUGCAGGAGGUAUCCUGUCUGGGCCUAUGCAUUCACUUGGUCCUCAGGGAGGUAUGCAGAGAAAUAGCCCAGAUGCCGAUAGGUGGCAGCGUGCUACGAAUUUUUUCCAGCAAAAGGGAUUGAUUCCUUCUCCUCAAACUCCAUUGCAGAUGAUGCACAGGGCUGAGAAAAAGUAUGAAGUGGGUAAAGUGUCAGAUGAAGAAGAGGCGAAGCAAAGGCAGUUGAAAGCUAUCUUGAACAAGCUAACUCCUCAGAAUUUUGAAAAACUUUUUGAGCAAGUGAAAGAGGUUAAGAUAGACAAUACUACCACUCUCACUGGUGUCAUCUCACAGAUCUUUGACAAAGCCUUAAUGGAGCCUACUUUCUGUGAAAUGUAUGCUCACUUCUGCUAUCAUCUGGCUGCAGAGUUGCCUGAUUUUACUGAAGAUAAUGAAAAGAAAAAUUUCAAGAGAAUACUUCUUAACAAGUGCCAGGAGGAAUUUGAGAGAGGGGAGAGAGAGCAAGAAGAAGCUAAUAAAGCUGAUGUGGAUGGUGAGAUGAAACAGUCUGCAGAGGAAAGAGAAGAAAAAAGAGUUAAGGCACGAAGAAGAAUGCUUGGCAACAUAAGACUAAUUGGGGAGUUGUAUAAGAAGAAAAUGUUGACUGAGAGAAUAAUGCAUGAAUGCAUCAAAAAGCUCCUGGGUCAGUAUCAGAAUCCUGAUGAGGAAGAUGUUGAGGCGUUAUGCAAGCUAAUGAGCACAAUUGGAGAGAUGAUUGACCAUAACAAAGCCAAGGAGCAUAUGGAUUUCUAUUUUGAUAUGAUGACAAAGCUAUCAAACAACAUGAAACUGUCUUCAAGGGUUAGGUUCAUGUUGAAGGAUGCCAUUGAUCUGAGAAAGAACAAAUGGCAGCAGAGGAGGAAGGUUGAAGGGCCAAAAAAGAUAGAGGAAGUACACAGAGAUGCUGCACAAGAACGACAACAUCAAUCUGGUAGGUUGGCUCGCAAUCCUAGCAUCAAUCCCCCUGCUAGGAGGACACCUAUGGACUUUGGGCCAAGAGGAUCAGCGAUGUUAUCUUCCCCAAAUUCUCAGAUGGGUGGUUUCCAUGGUUUGCCUUCUCAGGUUCGUGGGUAUGGGACCCAGGAUGUACGUUUUGAGGAGAGGCAGUCAUACGAAGGUAGGACUUUGUCAGUCCCCUUGUCUCGGCCUCUUGGUGAUGAUUCAAUUACUUUGGGUCCCCAAGGUGGGCUAGCCAGAGGAAUGUCCAUUAGAGGGCCACCUGUAAUGACAAGUGCUCCUGCAGCCGAUAUUUCCUCUAGCCCAGGUGACUCGAGAAGAAUUGCAGCUGGUUCAAAUGGUUUUAGUGCUGUGUCUGAGAGACCAGUUUACAGUUCAAGGGAGGAAUUUGUCCCAAGAUAUGCUCCAGAUAGAAUUGCAGUUCCAGCGGCUUAUGAUCAAGUGAGUGCUCAAGAUCGUAAUAUGAGUUAUGUUAACAGGGAUCCUCGUAAUCAAGAUCACACUUUUGAUAGACCCCUUGCAACAUCACCACCUGCACGAGCUCAGGUACAAUCUUUUGGCCAAAAUAUUCCAUCAGAAAAGGUGUGGCCUGAAGAACACCUGCGAGACAAGUCAAUGGCAGCAAUUAAAGAAUUUUACAGUGCCAGAGAUGAGAAAGAAGUCGCUUUAUGCAUCAAGGAAUUGAAUUUCUCAAGUUUCCAUCCUGCAAUGAUUGCACUAUGGGUGACUGAUUCAUUUGAGAGGAAGGACAUGGAAAGAGAUGUUCUGGCUAAACUUCUUGUCAAUCUUGCGAGGUCUCCGGAUGGGAUAUUAAGUCCUCCCCAGCUCGUCAAAGGGUUUGAGUCGGUUCUCACCACUUUGGAGGAUGCUGUGAAUGAUGCCCCGAGAGCGGCGGAAUUUCUUGGCCGUAUGUUUGCAAAAGUCGUAUUAGAAAAUGUGGUGUCUUUGGAAGAAAUUGGACUGCUAUUAUAUGAAGGUGGGGAGGAGCCAGGUCGUCUCCUUGAAUUUGGAUUGGCAGGGGAUGUUCUUGGAAGUAGUUUGGAGAUGAUAAAAGCGGAGAAAGGAGAGGGUUUCUUAAAUGAGCUCCUAAUGAGUUCCAAAUUGCAUCUGGAGGAUUUCCGGCCUCUGGAUCCUUUCAGAUCAAGGAUACUAGAAAAUUUUAUUUAGAUGAUAGUGAUGCUCAUUGUACCUUUUGUUAGAAAAAAGAAGAAAGAAAUCUCAUGGUCACUGUUGCAUCUAGGUUCCAUAUAAUUUGCAAAAAUAUUUUUCAACAUAGGGUGGGUGAUUGGGGAUUUUUAUAUGGGGCUUUCAUCUCCAUGUCCUAAUAUUAUUCUUUAAACUAUUCGGUGCAAUUAUGAAAAGGUUCAAUUGAGCGUCGAAUUUUGAA